Molecule: messenger RNA, 1146 nt
Organism: Dama dama (fallow deer)
Lineage: Eukaryota; Metazoa; Chordata; Mammalia; Artiodactyla; Cervidae
Product: mas-related G-protein coupled receptor member X2-like
Exons: 2
Coding region: 88-1146 (352 amino acids)
Biological process (GO): G protein-coupled receptor signaling pathway
Cellular component (GO): membrane
Molecular function (GO): G protein-coupled receptor activity
Source: RefSeq, a predicted model, not a curated record
CCCAUCCAGAGGGUGAAAAGCAUUCUCUGCCGUUUGUCAAUCCCAGGAAAGCUCUUUCGUUUCUACUCACCACCUCCAGCAAGAAGAAUGGUGUCAAGGAACACCAGCGGAGGGCUUCUGAGCUUGGAUCCAACCGCCGCAGCCUGGGAGACAGCAUUCACAUCCAUCAAUCACACUGGCCAGGCCCAUCCUCAAACUUUCAACGCGGUGACCGUGACCCUGUACCUGCUGACGGCCGUCAUCGCCCUGGGGGGACUGGCAGGAAACGCGGUGGUGCUCUGGGUCCUGGGCUUCCACUCGCGCCGAAACGCCUUCACCGUCUACAUCCUCAACCUGGCGGCAGCCGACUUCUUGUGCCUCUGCUGCCAAGUUAUCGAUUCCGUGGAGGCCCUCAUCACCUGCUGCAGUCACAGUUCCAGCCCGGCCUUUCUCGCCACGGUGAUGACCUUCGCCUACCUGGCGGGCCUGAGCUUGCUCAGCGCCAUCAGCACCGAGCGCUGCAUGUCCGUCCGGUGCCCCGUCUGGUACCGCUGCCACCGCCCCACACACUUAUCAGCCAUCGUGUGUGCGGUGCUCUGGGCCCUGGCCCUGCUGCUGAGCACCCUGGAAGGGAAGUACUGUGGCUUACUCUUAACGAGUUUCAGCCAUCUUUGGUGUCGGGUGUUCGAUUUCAUCACUGCCGGGUGGCUGAUCUUCUUAUGUGGGCUCCUGGCGGGGUCCACCCUGGCCCUGCUGCUCAGGAUCCUCCGAAAGUCCCAGCGCAUGCAGCUGACCAGGCUCUAUGUGACCGUCGUGCUCACAGUGCUGGCCUUCCUGCUCUGCGGCCUGCCCUACGGCAUCCUCUGGUUCCUCUUAAUCUGGAUUCAGGAUGAUCUGUUUGCCAGCCCCUGUCACCACUGCCUGGUUGUCUUUGGCUUGUCCUGCGUCAACAGCUCCGUCAACCCCAUCAUUUACUUCUUCGUGGGCUCCUUCAGGCAAAGGCAGGCAAAGAAGCGAGGGCGAGGGCGAGGGCGGCGGACCCUCAAGGCAGUGCUCCAGCAGGCCUUGGAAGACAUAUCAGAACUGGGUGAAAGCGAAAGCUCCUUUCCUCGGGCAACCCUGGGGUCGGGAAGCAGUCUGGUGUUGGGAAGCGGUCUGGUGUCCUGA